Molecule: messenger RNA, 1533 nt
Organism: Dissoconium aciculare CBS 342.82
Lineage: Eukaryota; Fungi; Ascomycota; Dothideomycetes; Mycosphaerellales; Dissoconiaceae
Product: oxalate decarboxylase, secreted
Exons: 5
Coding region: 1-1533 (510 amino acids)
Biological process (GO): oxalate metabolic process
Source: RefSeq, a predicted model, not a curated record
AUGGUUUGGCAACGCUACAUCCUUGCCGCCACGACUGCGGCCCUGUUGGCGCCUGCAGCGUUGGCAAUACCGGCACCUACGCCCAUCGGACCUCGCGCCUCGCAGGAGACUGUCCCCGCGCCACCAGAGUUUGCCGACCUCAACACUCCGACCAAGGACUCUCCGGGUCCUCCCGGUGCCAAGGGUUCACCUCGUGGAUCGCCAGCUUUGGCAGGAUACAACCCUGCUUACUCGAUCGACAGCUCGGAGAAGGCCGUCGUUCCCCAGUCUGAUUUCGAAUUGUCCGAGGCGCAGAAGGCCCAAGCAGACCUCGGGCUGUAUUUGGAUCUGUCAACAGUGAAGAACCCGCAACCUAUCCGCGGCAGUGGAUACGCCCCGACUGACCCGGGUCCACGCAAUCAAGCGAUCGAUCGCCAGAACCCCGAUCUUUUCGCUCCUCCAACAUCCGACAGUGGCGAUGUCCCCAACGUCAAGUGGCCAUUGGGAUUGAGCCACAACCGUCACGGCAGUGUCGCCUCCGCCGGCUGGGCCCGCCAGCAGAAUGUCGAUGUGCUCCCUAUUGCCAAGCGUAUGGCUGGUGUUGACAUGUACCUGGCGCCCAACGCCUAUCGCGAGCUGCACUGGCACGAGACCAAUGAGUGGGGCCUCAUCCUCAACGGCAGUGCACGUGUCACUGCUAUGAAUGAAGCCGGAGAGACCUUCCUCGACGACCUCGAAGCUGGCGACGUUUGGUCAUUCCCUGCCGGUGUCCCGCAUUCGAUCCAGGCGUUCGGUCAGGGUGUUGAGUUUCUCCUCGUAUUUGACUCUGGCGAGUUCUCCGAGGACGGUACUUCAUUGGUCUCCGAGAUGACCCUCCGCAUGCCCAAGUCCGUUCUUGCCAAGAACUUCCAGGUCGAUGUUUCUGCGUUCGAUCACAUCCCGCAGAACCAAUUGUACAUCUUCCCAGGCACACCGGCCCCUGCCAACAUCAGUGCCCAGAACGCUACUGGACCCGGCGGUGUCAUCCCGCAGAACAACUCGUAUGCCUACCACUUCUCCAAGCAAGCUCCGCUGGAAGUCCCCGGCGGCACAGUGAAGAUUCUAGACUCUUUGACUUUCCCCGUGGCCAAGGACUUCGCCGCCGCCUUGUUCACCGUCAAGCCCGGCGCAAUGCGCGAGCUACACUGGCACACUACCUCCGACGAAUGGAACUUCAUCAUCGCAGGUCAAGGUCGUCUGACCGCCUACAGCCCUCCCAGCUCCAGCCGAACCUUUGACUUCCAAGCCGGCGACGCAGGAUACGCUCCUGCCACGCUAGCCCAUUACCUCGAGAAUACCGGCACCGAGGAUUUGGUGUAUCUGGAGAUUCUGCAGGCGCCUGUGUACAACGACAUUUCCGUCGCUCAGUGGCUGGGCUUGACGCCGAAGCAGAUCGUAAAGGAUCACUUGGGUUUCUCGGAAGCGACGCUGGAUCGCUUACCGAAAUUCAAGCCAUACAUCUUGCCUGGCAACAAGAACCUUCUUACUACCAACUUCACCAGCGAGGGCGCAUAG